AUGGGCUCGGGAAGAGGUGAUUCGGCAGCCUUCGGGGACUCUCAGGGGAACUCAGAUGAGUUUGUGAUAUCUCCAGUGGAAGGAGAGCUGCGUGUGAGGAGAGAUGUGGAGCUGGACAGAGAGACCACACCCUUCUACAACAUCACUGUCAUGGCCAAAGACCUGGGCAAACCACCACGCAGCAGCAUGGUGGUGGUGGGCGUCCAUGUUCUGGACAUCAAUGACAACGACCCCGUGCUGAUCAACCUGCCCCACAACACCAGUGUGAGCGAGGGGGCGUCCGUAUACACCUUGGUGGCCAGGGUCCGGGCGCAGGAUGUAGACAGUGGACGCAACGCCCUACUCACCUACAACAUCACUGCUGGAAACCGCGACGGCGCCUUCUACAUCAACGACACUACAGGGGUGGUGCAGGUGAACAGGCCUCUGGACAGAGAAAGGGUGGGGGAGUACAGACUGACCAUCACCGUUAAAGACAACCCUGAGAAUCCCCGCAUCGCUCGCCGGGACUCAGAACUGCUGGUGAUCACAGUUUUGGAUGAGAAUGACAACAGGCCCAUAUUCACACAGACCAGCUACCGGGCUGAGAUCACUGAGAACUCCCCCACAGACAGUGCUGUUUUAGUGUUGAACGGACCAGUGUUGGCUGAGGACAAAGACAUUGGGCCCAACGCUGUGGUCAGGUACCAUCUGCUGGGAACAAGACAGGACCUCUUCACUGUGGACUCUGAUACAGGUGUGGUGCGUGUGCGACAGGCGGCGCUGUUGGACCGCGAGAUGUUUGUGGAGCCUCGGGUGGAGCUGUUCCUGGUGGGGGAGGAUGUGUGGGGGCUCAACAGCAGUGUACCCCUCACUGUGACAAUCCUGGACCAGAACGACAACCCUCCUGUCUUCAAACCCCCCAGCCUCACUGUGCACCUUCCUGAGAACAGCCCCACUGGUGUGGUGGUGACCCAGCUGUCUGCCAGUGACGCUGAUUCGGGCUCUAACGCCUGGCUGCUCUACCGGCUGGAAAGUGGCGCCCAGGACCGCUUCAUAGUCGACUCCCUGUCCGGCGCCGUUCUGGUGGGCAACGCCAUCCUCGACCGRGAGGAGCGCGGCUCCUACCGCCUGGUCAUCUUGGCUACAGACCGCGGCACGCCCUCGUUGUCGGGSACUGUCACCCUGUCAGUCAUCCUGGAUGAUGUCAACGACUCGCGGCCGCGUUUCAUUGAACCCGUGACAACUAUCAACGUAAACGAGUCUACGCCGCCAGGCGUGGUGGUGGCUACGCUCGCCGCCGAGGAUCAUGACCUACGACCCCGGCUGGAAUAUUACAUAAUCUCUGUGGAGGCCAAGGAUGAUGGGAAUAACCCUGUAGAUGGCCUGCAAGAGUCGUUCGGCAUCGAUUUCCACACGGGUGCUGUGUUUGUGCAUAACCCACUCAACAGAGAGCUGGUGGCCACAUUUGAGAUCCUUGUGUCGGUGCAUGACAACGCCAGUGAUGUCAUCGACAUGUCAGUCAGCGUACCUAAUGCGAGACUGACAGUAAACGUGCUGGAUGUGAAUGACAACGCCCCGCGGUUCAGACCCUUUGGAGUGGCCAACUUCUCAGAGAAGAUUCUGGAAGGUGCUCAGCCAGGCACCACUCUGCUGUCGGUGUCAGCCGUGGACCCAGACAAAGGCCCUAAUGGACAGGUCAUCUACCAGCUGCUACACCUGCCCCGAGGGGACUACCUCAGACUGGAGGACCCCUCUACUGGUAAGAUCGUAGCCAACCGGACAGUGGACUUUGAGCAGGUGCAGUGGCUGAACUUCACAGUGAGAGCUCAGGACCACGGCAGUCCACCCAGAGUGGCUGAGCUUCCUGUCUACCUGCGUAUAGUAGACAUCAAUGAUAACAAGCCCAUCUUUACACAACCCUCUUACCAGAAGCCAGUGUUUGAGGAUGUUGACUUGGGCACGGUCAUAGUYACAGUCAGUGCCACAGAUGCAGAUUCGGGCCUCUUCUCUGCCAUCGAGUACGGCCUGGUAGACGGAGAGGGCAAGUUUGGCAUCACUCCCUCCACUGGUGACAUCUACAUUCUGUCUCCACUGGACAGAGAGACUAAAGACCACUACACCCUGACGGCCAUAGCUAGGGACAACCCUGGGGGCAGCCCCAACAACCGACGGGAGAAAUCUGUUCAGGUCUUGGUGACCGUUCUGGAUGUGAAUGACUUCCGUCCGCGUUUCUCAGAGCGGAUCUUUGAGACCAGUGUGUUUGAGAACGAGCCCAGUGGGACAUCUGUGAUCACGCUGACUGCCAAUGACCUGGAUGAGGGGGAGAACGGUCUGCUGUACUACAGCCUCCAGGGCCCAGGGGCAGAUGCCUUCUCUCUGGARGCUGACACAGGCCUGGUGCGUUCUCUCCGUCUGCUGCAGUCCUUUGAGUGCUUUAACCUGACGGUGGUGGCUACAGACCAGGGCAAACCACCCCUCUGGGGUACCGCCACCUUACACAUCAUCAUCAUAGAUGUCAACGACAACAGGCCCAUGUUCGUCAGGCCCACCAACGGCACCAUCAUGCACAUCAUGGAGGAGCAGGCCCCAGGCCUGCUGGUGUACGAGGUGUUUGCGACAGAUGGGGAUGAYGGGGUGAAUGGAGAGGUGCGCUAUGCCUUCCUCCAGACAGGCGCUAGGAACAGAGAUUGGGAGAACUUCCACAUUGACGCUAUUACAGGAGUCAUCACCACCGCCYUCAAACUGGACCGAGAGAAGCAGGCCCUGCACAGCCUGAUUGUUGUGGCCUAUGACCUAGGUCAGCCCGUGCCUUAUGAGACAACCCAGCCCCUACAGGUGGCGCUGUUGGACAUCGAUGACAACGAGCCUGUCUUCUUCAAGCCCCCGCGAGGCAGCCUACCGUACCAGACUCUGUCUGUGGCAGAGCACUCUACUCCAGGGACAGUAGUGGGUAAUGUGAAAGGAGCUGUGGAUGCAGACGAAGGCUCAAACGCUGUAGUCUACUACUUCAUAGCAGGGGGAGAUACUGAGGGGAACUUUGGCCUGAGCCCAGGGGGCAUACUGAAGGUGAAGAAGGAUCUGGAUCGUGAGGACAUCUCAGUAUACUCCAUCAUCGUCAAGGCCUCCAGCCACAGGAAUUGGGUCCCUCCCAGGGAUCGGAGGUCAGCCCGGGGCAGUGUGCUUGACCCCAGCCAUGACGCCACCCUGCAGGAGAUCAGAAUCUACCUGGAGGACAUCAACGACCAGCCACCGCGCUUCACCAAGCUGGAGUACACUGCAGGUGUGGCAGCUGAUGCCAAGGUGGGCUCAGAUCUGAUCCGGGUACAGGCCAUAGACAACGACAUAGGGAACAACAGCCUGGUGCUGUACCAUGUCCUGUCCAUUCGCUACAUUAAACUCCAGUCCAAUGACUCUGAGGACAUAGGAAAUGUCUUCAUCAUAGGAGAGACAGAUGGGAUCAUCCGUACCUUUGACCUGUUCACGGCCUACGACCCGGGCUACUUCAUGGUGGAGGUAUUYGCACGGGACCUGGCGGGCCACAGUGACAUCGCCAUGGUAGACAUCUACAUCCUGCGGGACGACCAGCGGGUAAAGAUCAUCAUCAACGAGAUACCCGAGCGGGUUCAACAGUUCCAGGAGGAGUUUAUCAACCUGCUAUCCAACAUCACCAGAGCCAUAGUCAACACGGACGAUGUGCAGUUCCACGUGGACAAGAAAGGCAGAGUGAAUUUUGCCCAGACAGACGUGCUCAUACAUGUGGUCAACAAGCAGACCAACCGCAUCCUGGACGUGGAAAAGGUGAUUCAGAUGAUUGAUGAGAACAAGGACCAGCUGAGGAACCUGUUCAGGAAUUACAACAUCAUGGACGUCCAGCCUGCCAUCAGCAGGAGAGCACCUGAUGACCUCACAACGCUACAGAUGGCCAUCAUUAUCCUAGCUGUGUUGCUCUUCUUGGCAGCCAUGUUGUUCAUCUUCACAAACUGGUACUAUCGCACAGUACACAAGAGGAAGCUGAAAGCCAUUGUAGCAGGAUCCACAGGAAACCACGGUCUCAUGGACAUCCUGGAUAUGCCCAACACCAAUAUAUACUCAUUUGAGGGGGCCAACCCUGUUUGGCUGGACCCGUUCUGUCGGAACCUGGAGCUAGCUGCCCAGGCAGAGCAUGAAGAAGACCUGCCAGUGAACCUCAGUGAGAUCACUGACCUGUGGAACAGCCCUGCUCGGACUCACGGAACGUUUGGCCGCGAGCCCCAGGCCAAGCCUGAGGAUGACCGCUACCUGAGGGCAGCCAUCCAGGAGUACGACAAUGUCGCCAAGCUGGGCCAGAUCAUGAGGGAAGGGCCUAUUAAGGGCUCACUGCUCAAUGGGGUUUUGGACAACUACCUGAGGCUCAAAAAGCUAUUUGCAGCCAGACUGGUCACCAAGUCGACCAGCCAAUGCGACCAAUCGUCAGUCACAGAGCUGAUCCAGAGUGACCUGGAUGAUGACGAGGAUGACCGUGUGGCCAUGGGUGACAGCUGGGGCACGCUGCGCUUCAGACACAAGCUCCCCGUUGAGAUGAGGGGGCCCGACGGCGUCCACAGCAGCACGGGCACACUCCUAACCUCUGACCUCAACAGCCUGCCAGAGGACGACCAGCGGGCCCUGGCAGGCUCCACAGAGGCACUGAACGUCACCGAUGGCGGGCUGUACGCUGAGCGCAACACCCGUACUGAGUCAGCCAAGUCCACACCGCUGCACCGUAACAACAAGGAUACUGACAUGCUGAACGAGAGCCCGCUGGAGAUCACAGAGUUAUGACUAGCCGAGGCCUCGCUGGUCUGAGAAGAGCCACGACUGAGUGGAGUGUCCUACUGCUGUCCCCCUGCCUUCUCCCCUAUCCUCUCCUCAAAAACUGAGGGUCAGACACUGACCACUGUGACCAGGAUACAGCCAGGGGAGAUUGGGGAAAGCGGGUAGAGGGCCAGAGGUUGGAGGAGGUGGAGUGUGUGCAGUCUGGGAACUUCAAAUGCCAGUGAAGAUCUUCGUGAGCCAUGGAUGGCAUGUGUGAGGGAUCCCUUCAAAGAUGGAUUUGAAUUUGGUUUAAUGUCUGAUGGUGGACCAAAUGCAAAGGCUUAGGGGCUGCAUCUCAGUGCUAGAGGCGUCACUACAGACUGGUUCGAAUCCAGGCUGUAUCACAACGAGCCGUGAUUGGG
Molecule: messenger RNA, 5177 nt
Organism: Salvelinus sp. IW2-2015
Lineage: Eukaryota; Metazoa; Chordata; Actinopteri; Salmoniformes; Salmonidae
Source: RefSeq, a predicted model, not a curated record